GCCAUGCAGGAAAGCAUCCGUUUUGCUUCAUCAGGAGAUGAUAUUAAAAUAUGGGACUCCUCAUCUAUAACAGUGGUGGAGCAGUUCAACCCACAUACUUCGCAUUCAGUCAACUCACUAUGUUGGGGCAAUAAUAAUAUCCUUUACUAUAAUUUUCUGGUCACUGCAUCUACCAUUGGUGAUAAAAUAGUUGUUUCAAGCUGUAAGGGUAAACCUGUUCCACUUUUUGAACUAGCUGAAGGGGCAAAACAGACAUGUGUGAGCUUAAAUUCCAGUUCUAUGCAUAUUGUCAGUGGAGGCCUUGAUAACACUGUUAAAAUCUGGGAUUUAAAGUCUAGAAGACUUCAUCGAUGCCUUAAGGAUCAUAAAGAUGAAGUAACUUGUGUAACAUUUAAUUGGAAUGAUUGCUACAUUGCUUCUGGAUCUAUGAGUGGUGAAAUUAUUCUCCAUAAUGUUACUACCAAUUUAUCCAGCACUCCCUUUGGUCAUGGUAGCAGCCAGCCUAUUCGACACUUGAAAUAUUCUUCCUUUAAGAAGUCUUUAUUGGGCAGUGUGUCUGACAGUGGAACUGUAACGCUGUGGGAUGUAAAUAGUCAAAAUCCAUACCAUAAUUUUGAAAAUGCUCACAAAGCUCCAGCCUCAGAAAUCUGCUUUUCUCCUGUCAAUGAGUUGCUACUUGUCACGAUAGGUUUGGAUAAAAGGAUCAUUCUCUAUGACACAUCAAGUAAAAAACUACUGAGAACUCUAGUAGCUGAAUCUCCUCUGACAGCAGUAGAUUUUAUGCCCGAUGGCACUACCCUGGCUAUUGGCUCUUCCCGUGGAAAAAUUUACCAUUAUGAUCUAAGAAAGCUGACAUCACCGGUAAAAACAGUCAGUGCUCACAAAACCUCUGUGAAGUGUAUACGCCUUCAGUACAGUAGCACUUGUUCAAAGUCCAGCUUUAAUAAAUGUUCUUCAAAUAAACCAGCAUCCAAAAGAACAGAUGUUAAAGCGAGUAGUAAUGUGGGAGGAAUUCAGAAUACUGGCAUCAUCAAAAAUCUUACCUCUAACACACCAAUUACAGUUUCACCCCAGCCCAUGUCAACAAUUGAGAGUAAAGGAGCAGAUGUUGUUCAGGACAAAACAGGUUUUCCUCGUAGCGGCAGCAUGGAUGUAAUUCUAUCUAAAGAAACAGAUCAUGGGAAGAGUGCCAAUAUGACUAACUUUGAUGAUCUGGGACGAGAUAGUUUGGGUGACAUGUUCUCUCCAGUCAGAGAUGAUGUUGCAGUUUACAAAACAAAUGAAGAUCUUCCAGGAAAAGGAGAUGGUUUGGAUUUUCAGCCCUACUUUCCUGGUUUGGAUUUCCUUCCCCAAUUCAACACUGUGUUUCCCAUAAAAAGAAACACAGUAGGUGCUUGCAUGCAAGGGACACGUUCUAGCCCAUUACAUGCAUUUGUGGGCUCUCCUAUUAAAGAAGAAGAUGAGCAUCCAAAUCAAGAUGCUGAAGCUACAAAAAUAGAUAUUGGAAAACAAGAAUCUAGAGAACCCUUGAAACAGCUUUCAAAAUUGAGCUCAUCGAAUGCUGAGUCUGGAAAUUCAAAUACUCCACUUUUGCCCACUGUAAUCAAGACUCCGGAAGCAAAUGAGAGGCUAGGGAAGAAUAUUCAGGCACUCUUGAUGUCCGAUUCACCAGUAAAUGGUACUACCUCAGCAAGUCCAAAGAUAACUUCCUCUGUCACUGCGGGAGUUGCCAGUUCAUUAUCUGAAAAAAUAGUAGACACCAUUGGAAGUAAUAGACCAAAUGCACCAUUGACAUCCGUUCAAAUUCAUUUCAUUCAAAAUAUGAUACAGGAAACGCUGGAUGAUUUCAGAGAAGCAUGCCAUCGAGACAUUGUGAAUUUGCAAGUGGAGAUGAUUAAACAAUUCCAUAUGCAGUUGAAUGAAAUGCAUGCCUUGCUUGGAAGAUACUCUGUAAAUGAAAGCUUAGUAGCUGAAAUUGAGAGACUACGAGAGGAAAACAAAAGACUAAGGACCCACUUCUGAAAGAUC
Emys orbicularis (European pond turtle) is the source of this 2028-nucleotide messenger RNA. It is a transcript of the gene NEDD1, whose product is annotated as NEDD1 gamma-tubulin ring complex targeting factor. Gene Ontology annotation, biological process: mitotic cell cycle; microtubule nucleation. The transcript has 14 exons. Gene Ontology annotation, cellular component: spindle pole; ciliary basal body; centriole. NCBI's taxonomy places the organism in Eukaryota, Metazoa, Chordata, Testudines, Emydidae. The record is from RefSeq and is a predicted model, not a curated record. The coding region runs from base 4 to 2022 and encodes 672 amino acids. Gene Ontology annotation, molecular function: gamma-tubulin binding.